Lindgomyces ingoldianus is the source of this 1119-nucleotide messenger RNA. RefSeq lists its product as uncharacterized. NCBI's taxonomy places the organism in Eukaryota, Fungi, Ascomycota, Dothideomycetes, Pleosporales, Lindgomycetaceae. The record is from RefSeq and is a predicted model, not a curated record. The transcript is spliced from 8 exons. The coding region runs from base 1 to 1119 and encodes 372 amino acids.
AUGAUCAGAAAGUGUAACCUGGAGGGUUGUCCAAUCAAUUCAAAGCUUGGCUCUUCUCGCUGGGCGAUUAGGUGCUGGGAGAAGGAUACCGAUGCUGCGAGCCAUCUCUUCUUUGCCUUUUAUUCUCUUUCCCAAGACUCCGUGGCUAGUAAAACGCUUGUAUCUCAAACCAAGUGCCCGCCAGUUCUCAUGCAAAUCUUCAUGACCCGGAUUGUAAUAGUUGUUGAUUUGGUUCUGCCCAUGCUAUUUGCCCUUCUGCUUCGCACCAAGAACUUUGAAAUCACCCAGCACAUCGAAAGCCUGUUCCCUCUCCUCAAUAGAGUUCUUCCUAGCCCGAUCACGCUGAAAAGGUUUGCCAAACGGGCUAGAGAAAAUCAAUCCAUAAGCCAGGAGCCAAUUCCUAUGAGGAAACCUCCUCCUAAGAAACUCAAGAAGAACACUGGUGGAAGCGGCUUUCGGAUGAUGUUUGGAAAGAAGGACAAGGUUGCCAGAUCAGAGACUCCCCGCGAACCAGAGAAUGGACUGCAGGCCCCUGAAUCGGGUCUUGGACGGCGUAUGUUCCAGCUAAGGAUGAAGCCAUCACCCACCAUUGAGCCCGUCGAGAAGUCCCCGGUACCCAGCGAGGGAACCAAAAAACCCGAGCCAGUCCUUACCCACUCAACAGCCACUAGUAAGAGCGCCGCACGGCCUCCUAUGACCACGACUAAAUAUUUCGGGGCCGAUCAUGCUUUUGCUAAAUUUCACCAAGGCCCGAUGAACAAUAUGCCAGCUUUCGUUUCUAAUGAUGGCUCUGACGACAAAGCAAUGACUGUUCGUCCUCCACCACCUCUCAACCGACAGGAAGUUCCCAAACCGGAAUCGAUUGAUGAGGAAUGCUAUGAACGAGAAGAGCAUCCACAUACCACUAGCGCACCUACCAGGGAUGAUGUCUCCGAAGAAUCUGCAGACUUGACUUGCGGCAUUAGGAAGAAUGCUGCCGAACGUGCGGCAAGACUCAGCGAAGAACAAUCGCGUCGUAGCCAAAGCCAAAGCAACUGCACGGGCGAGGGUGAAACUAGCGGGGAGGAGACUAUCGAACGCCGCGUCUCUUGCAUCCCAGCGAGUGCUAGCUACUGGUAA